AUGUUGAUGAUCCGAAAGUUGUGGCUGAUUAUAUCGUUGAAAUAUGUUGGAUUGAAGGAGGCUAGAGAUGGCAAGUUUAUUUCAGAAGAAGAGUAUUUUCAGCUGACAAGCAGGGCAAUCGCCAGUGGAAUCUUCGCACAAUUCAAUGACGAUUUCACGAGUGCGACCCUAAUUCCUCCAAAAGAUUUUCCCGGUUUUGUGGAUGACUCUCGAUUCGAAAUUUACAUCAACAGUACAAUCGGAUUUCCUCCGAAUAAAAAAUCAUUGAAUUCAAUGUUGUCUCUUUCAAAACUCUCUCCAUCCCAGGCCUUGAAGAUUUUCGAAGCUCAAUGGCUCACAGGAGGAAUAAUCGACCCGAAAACCGGGGUCAAACUUUGCCUCAAAAACGCCAUUGAAGAUCAGAUAAUACACCUCCUCCCGUUCUUCGAACUUUCAAAGCUUCAACCCUUCUUGGACGGGUAUGAGCCGCUCUCAAAGCUUCAAGAGCUGACGAAGCAAUUUACCCAUGGUAACCCGCUGCCAAUCGUUGGAUAUUGGAAGCAAGACACUGGCGAGCGUAUUUCUAUCAAACAAGCAGCGAAGGAAAAGAUCGUUACUCCCGGGUUAGCACGAGCGCUUCUGGAAGCUCAGGCCGCGAAUGGAGCUUUUCUCGACCCACAUGAUCCUCAAAACUUAAUGGAUGUCGAUCAAGCUGUUGAGAAAGGCUUCCUAUCCGAAGUCAACAAAGCUGCUUUGUCCAGAGCCAUGAUCAUCGCCCACGGAGACGAUCAAACCCUGAUCGAUCAUAUAAAAAGCUCAAAGAAAACGCAGAAUCCACACUUAGAAAGAUUAGUUAGGUUGCAGAUGGCUUGUGGUGGCUUAAUUCAUCCAGAAUUGAAUUUUAGAGUUCCUUUCAAUCACUUAUCUGAUUAUUUCGACGAAAAAGUCAUCAACUACGUCAAGUACUGCCUCGAAGAUCGCGAUUCUUACGGCUACACCGACGUCAACACCAAAGAAAACAUGCCGUACUCUGCUCUUCUUCGGCGAGGAAUUCUGAAGGACGGAGCAAAUGUGCUCGUUUAUGAUCCAGAAGUUGCAAAUGCUGAGCCGGAAAUGAUGUCAAAAGAAGAAAUAAUGACUCUGCUUACUUCAGACAUCGAAAAGAAGUUCUCCUUGUCAGACCUUGCCGAUGCAAAUCUCCUCCCUCAAAAAAUCGUCGAUGAAAUUGAAAAUGGGAAAAUACCAAAAUACAGUUUCGAGCAAUCAGUUCUCAAUCCGAUCAAAAUCGCUCUUCGCAAAUAUGGUCGGCCCUUGGUUGGCGUCAAAUUGGACCAAGAGCGGCUCAGGUGGCCAGAAGCGCUAAAACAAGGAGAGGUUUCGAAUCUGGUGCUGAAAGACAUGGUCAACUCGCAAAUUGCCUGUGCUCCGGGUUCCGUGGAGGUAGAUAGAUUUCCGGCGAAUAUGCAGAAUGGCUUCAAUAGAACCUCAAGAAUCAUCAAUGGCGCUGAAGUUGACGAAGAUGACAAUCAAAUCUCCCUCCUCCAAGCUCUAGAAAAGAAACAAAUGCGCGAAGCAGACGCGUUAAAACUUAUCGACGCUCAGCUGGCGACUGGGGGAAUAAUUGACCACCGGGUGCCGUUUAGGCUCAAUUUUGACUCGGUCAAGGCAAAGAAACUUUUGGAAAAUCCAGAUGUUUGGGAUAAGAAGAUCAAGAGGGCGAUCAAAAAUGGACUUUUCAAGGAUUUGACUGUGGAAGGACAGAGGAAAUGCUCAUAUUCGCUUUUAUUAGAAAACGCGUCGAGUGACGAAGAAGGCGAUCUAUUCCUCCGCCUGCCUUCCAAAAAUUCCCAACCUCAGCCCAUCAGACCUUCAUCCUCUGCAAAUUCAUCCCUUCGAUCUUCUCUCGCAACCCCGACUCCAGAUUCUCCUCUUCGAGUAGCUGAUCUUUCGAAUUCGACUGGAAAAAGCACUGUGGAUGGAAUGACGCCAGGAAAACCAAGAAGACAAAGAAAGACUCAAGAAGCUGCUGCUCCGAUUUUGACAUCAUCACUAGAAAAUUCCUUUGGAGACAACAAGGACAACUCUUCCCGGCCAAUCGCGGGUCACCGACUUUUUGUUGAAGAUUCAGAUGGAAACCAGGUCCGACUUUCUGACGCCGUCAAAGAUGGAAUCAUCACUGAAGAAGAGGCCAAUGAGCUCAUCAAAAAUUCAUCGUCAAAAGAUUGA
Oikopleura dioica is the source of this 2205-nucleotide messenger RNA. NCBI's taxonomy places the organism in Eukaryota, Metazoa, Chordata, Appendicularia, Copelata, Oikopleuridae. The record is from the annotation of a GenBank genome assembly.